AUGGCUGGCCAUGACCACAAACCCGUUCGCCAUAACCACCCUGGGGAACCUACCAAAGGAAAGGGGGAGGAAUUCCUUCACCGGACGCAGACCUCGCUCUGCAUCCAUGCUCAGUCAGACCCUGGUCAAAAAUCCUCUGAUUUAAUCCGUCUUCUGCGCAAUCCAAGCUUCCUGGUCUUGAUGGCUGUAAGCAUUGCGCACGGCUUCGGUUGGGCGUCCACUACCUACCACUUGGUAUCAAGAGCUGAAUCAAUUAACAUCGAGCCAGACAACGCUGCGUUGCUUCUAACCCUGAUGGGCGCCGGUAGUCUCAUCGGUAGACUCUCCAUAGGAUGGAUUGUGGACAGGAAUUGGAUGCGUCCAGAGCUCUACUACACCUUGUCCUUCGGUGUCUGUGCAUUGGCAACCUUCAUAACUCCUCUCAUCACGGAAUUCAAGGUGUUGGUGGCCGUGGCACUGGUACACGGCAUAUCUAACGGUGUAGCAUCUGUCGUUAUUACCAUGACCCCUCGACUUGUCGUUAAGCCAUCGCUUGCCAGUACUUCCAUGGCGUAUUUCUUCCUUGCCUGGGCAUUGGUGAAAUAUCUGGAGGAGCUUUAG
This is a messenger RNA of Patiria miniata (bat star), 600 nucleotides long. Its product is annotated as monocarboxylate transporter 5-like. The transcript has a single exon. Gene Ontology annotation, biological process: monocarboxylic acid transport; transmembrane transport. The coding region runs from base 1 to 600 and encodes 199 amino acids. Lineage: Eukaryota; Metazoa; Echinodermata; Asteroidea; Valvatida; Asterinidae. Gene Ontology annotation, molecular function: monocarboxylic acid transmembrane transporter activity. The record is from RefSeq and is a predicted model, not a curated record.